Messenger RNA from Alosa sapidissima (American shad), 1579 nucleotides. It is a transcript of the gene ppp1r8a, whose product is annotated as protein phosphatase 1, regulatory subunit 8a. Lineage: Eukaryota; Metazoa; Chordata; Actinopteri; Clupeiformes; Clupeidae. The coding region runs from base 1 to 1119 and encodes 372 amino acids. Gene Ontology annotation, molecular function: protein binding; mRNA binding; protein serine/threonine phosphatase inhibitor activity. Gene Ontology annotation, cellular component: nuclear speck. The record is from RefSeq and is a predicted model, not a curated record. The transcript is spliced from 8 exons.
AUGACCUGGCCAAAGACAGGCCAAGGCCAAAUUACCCAGAAUGCUGUGGGAUACUGUAAGAUGGCAGCGAACCCAGGCGCUAACACACCUCUUUUCGACUGUCCGUCAUGGGCAGGCAAACCACCACCAGGUCUCCAUCUAGAUGUCGUGAAAGGAGACAAGCUCAUAGAGAAGCUAAUCAUCGACGAGAAAAAGUACUACCUGUUUGGGAGGAACCCCGACCACUGUGACUUCACCAUAGAUCACCAGUCCUGCUCCAGAGUUCACGCCGCUCUAGUCUACCACAGGCACCUCAAGCGUGUGUUCCUCAUUGAUCUCAACAGCACCCAUGGCACCUUCCUGGGCCACAUCCGAUUGGAGCCGCACAAGCCCCAGCAGGUGCCCAUCGACUCCACCAUGUCGUUCGGGGCCUCGACGCGUGUCUACACCCUCCGCGAGAAGCCCCAGAGUCAGCCGAACGCGGCAGCGGGAGACGCCAAGGGGGUGGAGGACGAGGAGCUGAAGGGACUCCUGGGGCUGCCGGAGGAGGAGACAGAGCUGGAGAAUCUGACUGAGUUCAACACAGCCCACAACAAGCGCAUCUCCACCCUGACCAUCGAGGAGGGCAAUCUAGACAUCCAGCGGCCCAAGAGAAGGCGGAAAAGCUCCAGGGUGUCCUUUAGCGAGGACGAGGAGGUCAUCAACCCGGAGGAUGUGGAUCCCUCAGUAGGGCGUUUCAGGAAUAUGGUGCAGACUGCAGUGGUUCCUAUGAAGAAAAAGAAGACUGAGGGUGGUGGCGCUCUGGGCCUGGAUGACGGCGUUGCGCGGCGGAUCCAGAACUUCCCCCUGAGCGCCGGCCUCUACGGCGACCUGCCCCCCACGGCCCACGAGGGCGACAGCCCGCUCAGCGCAUCCCAGGGCGGCUCGGCCAUCCUGGGGGGGCUCCCCCUGCCCUUCCCCAACCCUGCCCCGGAGGUUGACCUCUCCCCCACCAGCGUCCAGCCCCCAGUGGUCCUCACGGCGGCCCAGGGCCCCACGCCGUACACAGGAGGGCCAGAGGCCCUCAACGAGCCCCGCAAGAAGAAAUACGCAAAGGAGGCGUGGCCUGGGAAGAAGCCCACCCCCUCACUGCUGAUCUGAGCACAGUCGUCAUGGUGUCCUUUGAACACUAUGGGGCAUGUUGGGAGGCCUGUGUGUGUGUGUGUGUGUGUGUGUGUGUGUGUGUUUUGAAGAAAGGACCUUUGGGCUUUUGGACUUCUUGGAAAGAUGUGCUGAGAGACUUUGUGUGAAAUCCGUUUGCGGUUUUUGUUUGUUUGUUUAAUUUCGCCGCCUGACGACCCCGUCCUGGUUUUCCAUGUUUUUGUUUUGAUAUCUUGUGUCUAACUUAAGUAGGAGUUUUUUGAGGCUGUGAAAUAUGAAAUUUGCUCUUGUUUUUUUUUUAUUUUUUAUUUAAUUUCCUGACAGGACUUGUUAGGAAGCAAGUCGAGUCGAUAGUCGGAACACUCACACUGAAAGUUUAAAUUAACUAAAAGACUACUCUGUCUGCCUGCCUGCCUAUGUAUAAAUUCUAAGAUUAUUACAGCAGUGCUUCUGAACAUUA